AUGACGGUGGUGGAGGCCGACGGCAACUUCGUGGACCCGUUCGCCGCCGACGACAUCGACAGCUACUCCGUCCUCCUGACGACGGACCAGGACCCGUCGUCCAACUACUGGGUCAGCGUCGGCGUGCGCGGCCGGCCGCCGAAGACGGCGCCGGCGCUGGCCGUGCUCAACUACCGCCCGAACUGCGCGUCCAAGCUGCCGGCGCUCGCGCCGCCGGCCACCCCGGCGUGGGACGACUACGAGCACAGCAAGGCGUUCACCUACCGCAUCCGCGCGCGCGCCGGCACGGCGGACCGCCGCAUCGAGCUGCUCAACACGCAGAACCGGAUGGACGGGCGCACCAAGUGGUCCAUCAACAACGUGUUCAUUGUGCUGCCGGCGACGCCGUACCUGGGGUCCCUGAAGCUGGGGCUCAAGCAGGCGCUCGCGGCGGCGCGGCCGGCGGAGACGUUCAGCCGCGGGUACGACGUGCGGCGGCCGCCGGCGAACCCGAAAAAGACGGCGGGGGGCAACGUGUACGUGCUGGCGCACAACGCCACCGUGGACGUGCGUGGUGCUCCAGAACGCCAACGCGCUGGCGCGCAACGUGAACCGGAUGGACGUUUGCAAUGUUUGUUAAUUUUUAAUGGCUAGUGCUCUCGUUAAUUUAUAUGGAUUUAAAUCUCGGCGAAUAGCUGUUUGCUCUUCCUGUGCAGUUAGUGUUCUUAUCCCCUGCGCCCCAAAUGUUCGAUGAAUUGUGUUAGUGCUCGGCUGGUACUACAACCCUUUUUGUUGUGUUCAUUGGUUGGACACUUCUUGUUGGGCUGCUACCUAAUUUAAAAUUUUGAUUAAAUUCAUGUAGAAGCUCUUUUUUGGGCCAAAUUGUUGUAUUGGUAGAUAGUUUGUUUACUUAAAUGCUACAGCUUCAAACCUGGAUGGUGUUUGCUUUAGCUUAUGAAAUAGUGUUUGCCAUUUCUAUUCAUAUAAUUUUUUUUCCCUAUGUGCCCUUUCUGUUUUGUAUAUGAUUGCUCCAUUUUCAUAAGAAUUAUGCACCUUUCUGUUGGUGUAUCAAUUUCUGCACAGAUCAAGGACUGAUUUCUUUCAUUCAUUUGCGUGCACAAGGAUUGCCUCACACCUUGCCGAGGAAACAGAAGUGAGGCAAGUAAACUAUCAAGGUCCGGCGUAUCAAAAUAAGAUGCUCAUGUGGCUUCACUGCACUAAUGUAUGUUGAAUUUUGGUGUGAGGAACAAUUCAACAGGAUGGCAAUAGGACGUCCAGAUUUUUCACGUGAAGAGUGCUACCACCACAUGUUGGUUUGUUGAUUGCUGCAUUACUCGCAUAAACGAACCCCUUCUACCUCGAUAUCCAUGCCUCCUCUAAUGUGCGCCACAGGAUUCCUCGACACUCUGCUCCAUCUACUGCUUCCAGUGCACGCAGAGUGUGCAAGGCAUGUAUGCUUCUCCAGAGAUCGGCAGGUGGGAAGACUGAAACUAGAGAAGGCUAUUCUUAGACAAGCAAAAAGUAUUGCUAGAGACUUAGUGGAUUUGGUUGUGAUGUAUAUAUAUUGAGUAAGAGGGAUUUUUGUCGUUACUGUGUGGGAUGAAAUGAGUGGCCAGAAGCUACAUUGUGUGUACAUAUUCAUAUUUAUGUAAAUAGAUGAAGUAGCUAGAAGCUACAUUUAUGUUACGCAUUGGUAUUUGUAAUCAAUACGAUGCAUUUUUUAUUCUAAUUUUAUUUUUUUA
Molecule: messenger RNA, 1721 nt
Organism: Panicum virgatum (switchgrass)
Lineage: Eukaryota; Viridiplantae; Streptophyta; Magnoliopsida; Poales; Poaceae
Product: L-ascorbate oxidase-like
Exons: 5
Coding region: 1-633 (210 amino acids)
Source: RefSeq, a predicted model, not a curated record